AUGUGUGGCAUCCUUGCAGUUCACGGCAUCGAACAGCCCGGCGCCGAGCGUUCUCAUUUCCUCGCACUCUCGAAGAGGCAGCGCCACCGUGGCCCGGAUUGGUCGGGCUGUUACGUCGGAAAGCAGAGUAUUCUCGUCCACGAACGUUUGGCCAUCGUCGGUGUCGACACUGGUGCUCAGCCGCUCGUAAGCGACGACAAGAAGACUAUCCUCGCUGUGAACGGCGAGAUCUACAACCAUGUCAAGCUUCGUGCUGCUGCCGGAGCUGGAUACAAAUUCAAGACCCACUCGGAUUGUGAAGUCAUCAUUCCACUCUAUCAAAAACAUGGCAAGGAUCUUGUCAACAUGCUCGACGGCAUGUUUUCAUUCGCCCUCCUCGACGAAUCCGUAGAGCCUCCUCGCAUCAUCGCUGCACGCGACCCCAUCGGUAUCACCACCCUUUACCAAGGCUGGUCCUCCAAACGACCCGGCGCGACUUACUUCUCCUCCGAGCUCAAGACCCUCGUCGAAGAGUGCGACAAAAUCAUCUCCUUCCCUCCCGGCCACGUCUACGACAGCCAGGAUAACUCCACGACGCGUUACUUCGAGCCAACAUGGUGGGACGGCGACUCCGAGGGCCCAGAGGCACCGAUACCUACGACGAAAGCCGACCUGACGUUGUUGCGCGAGACACUCGAGGCUGCUGUUCGGAAACGACUGAUGUCUGAGGUUCCGUACGGUGUUUUGCUGAGUGGUGGUCUGGACAGCAGUCUCAUCGCUGCUAUCGCCGCCCGGGAGACCGAGAAGGUUGCGCUUGCUCAACAUGUCGCUCGUCAGAAGAGGCUCUCAGAGAUCGCUAACGGUCCCGCUACUCCUCCCAUGAACGGCCCCAUCAACGAAGAUCUGACCAUCGCAUCGUGGCCACAAUUGCACUCAUUCUCCAUCGGUCUAGAGAACUCUCCCGAUCUUAUCGCUGCACGCAAGGCCGCUCACUACCUUGGCACGAUCCACCACGAAUACGUCUUCACCGUCCAGGAAGGUCUCGACGCGAUUCCGGACGUGAUCUACCACCUCGAGACCUACGACGUCACGACCGUCCGUGCGAGCACGCCUAUGUACCUCCUCAGUCGCAAGAUCAAGGCUAUGGGUGUGAAGAUGGUGCUGAGUGGCGAGGGGAGCGAUGAAAUCUUCGGUGGUUAUCUGUACUUCCACGCCGCCCCAGACGCGAAGUCGCUCCACCAAGAGUGCGUUAAGAGAGUCAAGAACCUCCACACAUCCGAUUGUUUGCGUGCCAACAAGUCCACAAUGGCUUGGGGUCUCGAAGCUCGUGUGCCAUUCUUGGACAAGGACUUCUUGGAGGUUGCGAUGAACAUCAACCCCGAAGAGAAAAUGUUCAGCAAGGGCUCUUCACAAGAAGUUGACGAGGACGGUUGCCCGAAGAUGGAGAAGUACAUCAUCCGCAAAGCUUUCGACAUCUCACCGGACGGCAAGCCAUACCUCCCACGGUCCAUCCUCUGGAGACAAAAGGAGCAAUUCUCAGACGGCGUCGGAUACUCCUGGAUCGACGGCAUGAAAGACCAAGCCGAACACGCCGUCUCAGACGCAGCCUUCGCCAAAGCCUCAGAACGCUGGCCCCAAGACGUCCCGACGACGAAAGAGGCGUACUUCAUCCGUGACAUCUUCGACGGUCUCUUCCCGUCAGAAGCGGCUGCCAGCACCGCCGUCAGGUGGGUCCCCCGAGGCGACUGGGGCUGCGCGGCAGACCCGAGCGGCAGGAGCGUCAGCAUCCAUGCCGCCGCUUAUGGCGCGAGCGAAGAAUGA
This is a messenger RNA of Stereum hirsutum FP-91666 SS1, 1800 nucleotides long. RefSeq names its product asparagine synthase. The record is from RefSeq and is a predicted model, not a curated record. Lineage: Eukaryota; Fungi; Basidiomycota; Agaricomycetes; Russulales; Stereaceae. Gene Ontology annotation, cellular component: cytosol. Gene Ontology annotation, molecular function: asparagine synthase (glutamine-hydrolyzing) activity. The transcript is spliced from 9 exons. Bases 1 to 1800 code for a protein of 599 amino acids.